Molecule: messenger RNA, 1904 nt
Organism: Cotesia glomerata
Lineage: Eukaryota; Metazoa; Arthropoda; Insecta; Hymenoptera; Braconidae
Exons: 5
Coding region: 404-1678 (424 amino acids)
Molecular function (GO): acyltransferase activity, transferring groups other than amino-acyl groups
Source: RefSeq, a predicted model, not a curated record
AUAAAAAUAUAUUUAAAUAUAUUGUAGUGAUAUUUUUGUACUUAAAAAAGUGGUUAUAAUUAUAUAAAAGUAGAAUUUUAAAAGUGUCGUUUGGAUAUUGAUUUUUGUUCUUUUUUUCUUCAUUGCAGUUUUGUAAUUUUAUUAUAUUUUUUUGAUUGAUUGUCGGAAGGAAGAGCAGAGAAUUAUAGAGAAUUUUGAAAAAGAUAAGGUUUAUUAUUAAUAUUAUUAUUGUGGAUAAUAAUUAAUAAAGGUGAAUAAUUGUGAAUAUAAAGAGGGGAAAAUUGUAAUAGUUUUUUUUUUUUUUUUUGGGUUAAUGGGAGAUUUUGUUUUUUUAUAAAUUUUUCGAGCUUACCCGCAGUAAAUCGUCCCCAACUCGUACAAGAAAAAAAAACUUUUCAGAAAAAUGGAUCUCCCCGGGCCAGUAGAAAGUGGCCGUAACUUCCGGCUGCUUUCCGAAGAAGAGCUACCUCAGCUUCUAGACUUCCUGAAUGGCUACUUACCCGAAUCACUCAAGUUUCACCAAACAGUAUUGACGUAUAUGAAAAACAAGGUAUGGGAAUUUAACUUUUACGUGGCAAACGACUGGCCGGAGGUACCAGUGUGCUUGCACUUCCCUGGUAUGACUCUGUCGCCCCACGGUCUCUUGUACGAGAGCUUCGGUGUUUAUUGUCCGACGGACAAGCUGGAGCAUCUGACCCUUCUGCGCGAGGAGGACAUACUGAUUGACUGGUCUCGGCCAUUAUACAUAAACUUUAUUCAUUGUGAUAUUGCUGACGAAUUGUUUCGUCUGUACAACGACGUCGGUGCAAUCGACCGCGUACUCGGUGACGUCUGGGCGUACCGGAACUUCGAGGAGGAUGACAGCGGCGACGGAAGCUCAUUCGUAGCUGCACAGGAAGACUCUUUGGAGCCCCAGCCGGGCAAGGGCGAUGGAGACGAUGUACAGGUGCUACCUCUUAACGCGGAGCACGCGGAGGGGAUACACGAAUUAUAUCCGGCCAAUGACAUGGAGUGCCAUGAACUCUUUCUCAGGCUCAUCAGAAUCCUUCCAGCAGGUGGCGUUUUUGUUAAUAAUAUUCUCGCGGCUUGGAUGAUACAGUCAUACUAUGGCGCGAUGUUCUCUAUGCAGACUAAACCAGAGUUCAGAAGAAAGGGUUAUGGUACACGAUUAGCUAGGUUCCUGACAAAAGUAGUAUCCGAACGCGGGUACAUUCCGUUCGUAGUAAUACGUCCCGAGAACGAAGCAAGUCAGAGUUUAUACAAAAAAUUAGGCUUCCAUAAACUAUACCAGACCGUCAGAGCGACGAUGAUUCCUUACGGGUGGGAGGAGGAGGAGGAGGAGGAGGAAGAGGAGAACAAGCUCGAGCAAGUACAAAAAGAAACCGAUUGUGAGAAGUUCGAGAACAUAGUGCGCAAGCUAAGGCUUGAGGAGCGCGUCCUAGACGCCCUGGUGACCGAUAAUGACGAGCAGACUGUUGUACCGACCGCCGGUCAAACAGACGACGAUGACAACGAUCCGACGAUACUCGAGACCUCUGACUCUCCCAAAGGAGAGGAUGACGACGAGAUUCUCGACGGAGAAAACGGAUAUGGAAAGUGUCAUGAUGAUGCUCUUGAACCGAUCGAGGAAAAUAUCGAUCAAGAGGAUGUCGAAAAAGUUGAUUGUGAUAGUGGUUAAUUUUUAUUAUUUUAUUAUCUAAUUUUUUCUUUUAAAAAUGCAUGAAUUUUUUUUAUACCGAUACCGAGAUCUGAAAUAUAUGUAUACUGACUAAAUUUGUCGAUGGUCGGUAAUAAUUAUCAAUGAUAUUAAAUAAAAAUCUAAAAAAAGUUUUUUCUUGCUGAGCUUAUGUUGAAGUUUUAAAUAAAAAUUUCUUACCGAUCUCGGAAUCGAUACCGAUCUCCAC